UUAACCCAGCGCGGAGUGCACCGCUGCUGACCGCCGCACUCUCAGACCAACGGGGAGUGUCUCGCGACUGGCUUUUAAACUCAACGUCUCACUCGUUUGUGAAGGAGGCGACAGUUACGGUUGGAUAACUACCCGGGACUAUUACUAUAAUUAUAUAUAUAUAUUUUCUCCUAAAAGACACACACUCAAAACCGUUAUUUACAUGUCUAUUUUUGGAGGUGGCCAUACCAUGGUGCAUAAAUAUGACACAGAACGAGCAGUGGAGCUACUCAGAUGCUACCAGGCCAACCUGACCAGUCCAGAGGAGCAGGCCCUGAAGAACAGUGUGGGCAAAGUCUCUUCCAUCUUGGGCAGUCAGCUGUUCCAUGCCCUUCUUGAUAUUCAAGAGUGUUACGAGCUGACCUUGCAACUGAACACAGAACAAACUGUUGUGAAAGAAGACGGCAGGAAGGAUGCGUUGGAGGACCAGGAGGAAGAGGAUGGUGUGUCUCGGGUACAAGUGACCAGCAGGAGGAGCCCUCACAAAGUGGAGCGAGUUUCUGGCUUGGUGACUCUAUCCCAUGUCGAAGUGCCAAAGGCCAACCCUCCCCCCAUCAUCGUCAACGCAGACUCUCUAGAUGCAGGCCCUUAUGUAAAUGGCAGUGAUGGGAUGUACAAAUAUGAAGAGAUCAUUUUGGAGAGGGGGAACUCUGGCCUGGGCUUUAGCAUUGCUGGAGGAAUAGACAAUCCCCACAUUCCUGAUGAUCCGGGGAUCUUCAUCACCAAGAUUAUUCCUGGAGGAGCAGCUGCUAUGGAUGGAAGGCUGGGGGUGAAUGACUGCGUGCUACGCGUGAACGAUGUGGACGUGUCUGAGGUGGUUCACAGUCGGGCGGUGGAAGCCCUGAAGGAGGCGGGGCCAGUGGUGCGGCUGCUGGUCCGACGGAGGCAGGCACCACCCGAGACCAUUCUGGAAGUCAACCUGCUGAAAGGGCCCAAAGGGCUUGGAUUCAGCAUCGCUGGAGGGAUCGGCAACCAACAUAUCCCAGGAGACAACAGCAUCUAUAUUACCAAGAUCAUCGAAGGAGGAGCUGCCCAAAAAGAUGGACGGCUGCAGACUGGAGACCGCCUGCUUGCUGUGAACAACAUCGUGCUACAGGACGUGCGUCAUGAGGAGGCCGUGGCUGCGCUGAAGAACACCUCCGAUAUGGUUUACCUCAAGGUGGCGAAGCCAGGACCUGUGCACCUCAAUGACAUGUACGCUCCUCCAGACUACUCCAGCAGCCUGGCCCUCCCUCCAGCCUUUCCCACCAUGGUGGACAACCACGUCAGCCACAACUACAUGGGGGCAAUGGAGCCCAAGCCAGUGUACCCGCCGCCCCAGGUCACCCCGUCCAGGUACUCGCCAGUUCCCCGCCACAUGCUGGGGGAGGAAGACUUCACAAGCAGGGCUGAACCUAUUUACAGUGUCAUCCACAAACCUGGGGACAUCAAGGUGCCCCAGGCCCUCUACAGAGGCUUCUGUCCUUCCCCUGCUCCCUUGUGCCAAGGUCCACUCCCCUUCUCUGGCAGGGAGCCAAGGAAGGUGUUGCUGCACAAGGGCUCCACAGGCCUGGGCUUCAACAUCGUUGGUGGGGAGGAUGGGGAAGGUAUCUUCGUCUCCUUCAUCCUGGCAGGAGGGCCGGCUGACCUGAGCGGCGAGCUGAGGAGGGGCGACCGGAUUCUCUCGGUGAAUGGAGUGAACCUAAGGAAUGCCACACAUGAGCAGGCGGCUGCAGCACUGAAGAGAGCUGGACAGACUGUCACCAUCAUUGCUCAGUACAGGCCUGAAGAGUAUAGUCGCUUUGAGUCCAAGAUCCACGACCUGAGGGAGCAGAUGAUGAACAGCAGCAUGAGCUCAGGAUCAGGCUCCCUGCGCACCAGUGAGAAACGCUCCCUCUAUGUCAGAGCUUUGUUUGACUAUGAUCGAACGAGGGACAGCUGCCUGCCCAGCCAAGGCCUGAGCUUCUCUUAUGGGGAUAUCCUCCAUGUCAUAAAUGCUUCUGAUGACGAGUGGUGGCAGGCGAGACUGGUCACACCACAUGGAGAGAGCGAGCAGAUUGGGGUCAUUCCGAGCAAGAAAAGAGUGGAGAAGAAAGAGCGAGCCAGGUUAAAAACAGUCAAGUUCCACGCCAGGACAGGCAUGAUUGAGUCCAACAGGCCAGUCAAAGUAAAGCGCAAAAAAAGCUUCAACCUCUCGCGCAAGUUCCCGUUUUACAAGAGCAAGGAGAAUAUUGUGCAGGAGUUGGGGGAAUCUGAACAAUGCCUGACAUCCAACACAAGUGACAGUGAAAGCAGUUCGAAGGGACAGGAGGACACUAUUCUUUCCUAUGAGCCAGUCAUUCGACAGGAAAUCCACUACACAAGGCCUGUGAUCAUACUGGGCCCAAUGAAGGACAGAGUAAACGAUGACCUCAUCUCCGAGUUUCCCCACAAGUUUGGCUCCUGUGUACCCCAUACGACUCGUCCGAGGCGAGAGACCGAGAUGGACGGCCAGGACUAUCACUUUGUGGGCUCGCGAGAGCAAAUGGAGAAGGACAUUCAGGAUAAUAAGUUCAUUGAGGCUGGCCAGUUCAAUGAGAACCUCUAUGGGACGAGCAUCUUGUCUGUCAGAACUGUGGCUGAGAGGGGGAAGCACUGCAUUCUGGAUGUGUCGGGGAAUGCCAUUAAACGACUGCAGCAAGCACAACUUUAUCCGAUUGCCAUCUUUAUUAAACCAAAAUCCAUUGAAGGCCUAAUGGAAAUGAACAAGAGGCAGACGUACGAGCAGGCCAAUAAAGUCUUUGACAAGGCAGUUAAGCUGGAGCAAGACUUUGGAGAGUAUUUCACAGCUAUUGUACAGGGUGACUCACUAGAGGAGAUCUACAACAAAAUCAAGCUAAUCAUCGAGGAGCAAUCUGGUCCCUACAUCUGGAUCCCCUCCUCAGAGAAGCUUUGAGCUCCCUGCCGUCCCCUCUGCAUCGGUGCAGAUCUCCCCUCCUGCCUCCCAGAGACCCCACCCAAGCCCAAAUAGCCCCCGUCCUCACUUCCUUUUUGCAGAUAUGUUUCAUAUCAAGUUUUAGUGUCAUCAUUAUGUUACUCUCUAAAUGAAAAAGAAGUCUUAUCACCAUUACUGUGACUGUGCACACCCCUGCAUGAGUUUCUCAACAAAUCCAUUCAAGACUGGAAAUGCCAUUCCAAAGGAAUUUGUCAAAUGAAAACAAAAGGGAAAAGGAAUAAAUCCUUUUGUGAACUGGGACUGACUGAAGAUCAGAAUGUUACAGAAAUCUGGAAAGAGGAGUCGGAUAUUCAAAAAGAAGUUGCAGGGAAACCGAGACAAAUCAUACCAAGUUGGAACACUUUGUAAAUGUUCAUCAAAUCACAUUUAAAAAGACGUGCAAGAUGAGAAGUGAAGACCAAUUAAGGUUUGUUUUUUCUUUUUCUAAAAAGACUGGAUAAAAUCGAGCCCUGCUGAUGGUAUUGUUCAAGGAGUCGUCUCUCGUGUUUAUAAAGACUGAGGAAAUUAUUGGAGCCUACAAACUGGUGAUCUAUUUAUCACAAACCAGCUUGCUGUUUGGUCGUCUGCCAGUUGUCUGUGCUGCAGCUGAUAAAGACAUCUCGGGAGGCAGAUCAAGAGGAAGAACCGCGUUGUGAAUCUCUACAUUUAUAUUAUGAAAUCACAAGAUCAAUGAUAAAAUCCCACUGAGAUUUUACUACAUAUUAAAACCUACACAUUUUACACUUCACUAGAAUUGUCAAUUUGGAGGGCUGUUAGAUUUUUUUUUUUUGUUGUUCUUCUUUCUUUGUGGGAUUAUUUGCUUGUGGUUUUUAGCUGCUCUGUGUAAAGGAUGGAGGUAGAGAAGUGUAACUGGGCUCUCUGCAAAACACCAAACUGCCUUACAUCAAAUACAAAUUCUGUUUUGUGACUACCUGUUGUCUGUGAGGCAGGCUGCACACAAUUUACAACGAAAAGAGAGGAAAUAUUAUCUUCUUUUCUUACCUUUUUGUGUCCUCCGACUGCCAGGAGGCCUGACUUGAGUGCAAUAGUUCAAACAAAGUCUCACCUCUGCAAUAGAUUAAAUAAAGUCUCACCUCUGUGGGCGCCUUUUUUCUCCCCUGUAUUUCAACCUUCCUAUUUAAUAAUACAAAAUUGGCCAUUGGAUUACAAUUUGAACAGCCAGAGCCUCCUAACUCCUGUUGAGCAGCAGACCACCCGAUUACACUCUCUGCCUUCCUAGAGGAUUCUCUUCUGAUUGAAUGGUCACAUGGUACUGUCCUAUCUGCCGCCAUGAUGGUGGCCUUAAAACGGGUAGAACAAGACAAUAAUUGUAUUGGAUGUCCUAACAAUUAAAGAGUAAAUUUAACCUGUUUUGGAUUGUCCCCCUGUCCCCCUACCAAAAAUAUCACUAAAGUUGGGUUUGAUUAAAAAAAAACCUACAUGCUUUGUGCAUCUA
Messenger RNA from Cyclopterus lumpus (lumpfish), 4448 nucleotides. It is a transcript of the gene dlg3, whose product is annotated as discs, large homolog 3 (Drosophila). Gene Ontology annotation, cellular component: neuromuscular junction; postsynaptic density membrane; neuron projection. The record is from RefSeq and is a predicted model, not a curated record. The transcript has 25 exons. Bases 203 to 2953 code for a protein of 916 amino acids. Gene Ontology annotation, biological process: chemical synaptic transmission. NCBI's taxonomy places the organism in Eukaryota, Metazoa, Chordata, Actinopteri, Perciformes, Cyclopteridae. Gene Ontology annotation, molecular function: kinase binding.